GUGACAGAGGUUAGAAAAACUGCACGUGCAUUGGAGACUAGGAGAAUGGGGUGGUGGUGGUAUGGUAUGGGGAGUCGUUUUUCGUGCCUUCAAGACAUUUCCUUUUUCUUAGUCGAUUACCUGGGUGAAUGUUUUGCGGGGUAGUCAUGUCUCCGCCUUCCCCUAAAAUAUCUAAUAAACCAUCACCUGAGGUAUUUAUUGAAUGUUGUUUCCAAACAUUACCGUAUGGCGCUCGUAAUGUUUACCUUAGGGCAAUAUUGAUGAUAACAACCUUAGGGUAAUAUUGAUGAUAACAAAGCUGAACUACUUCUGUUGUUUCUAACAAACAUGAGCACUAGUACUGAUGUAUUUUCAGUUUAUUGCUUUUUAAAAAGCGAUUGUUUAAAAAAAAACAAUUUCUUUACCGCCUACAUCAUGAUUUUUUUAUUAUUAUUUAUAAUUGAACAUUAGAAAAAACAAGGGAAAUACUUUGAGAUAUACACGUUGGAAAUAGAAUUGAUCAGUUGAAAGGCACGCUAACGUAACUAGCCCUUUCUUGUUACAUGUAAGGUUUCUCUUUUCGAGACUUGCGGUUCCACGAUUUUAUGCUAUGGCGCUGUACAACAGCUUAGAGCUAAAACAAUAUUCAUCAUACUUGCAGAAUGGCGGAAAUGGCGAUGAAGCACUUAAAACAAACGAAGGAAAGAGAAAAUCAACAUAGGGUUUAUUCUGCGGUUUUUUGGUAUGAUGGUAACUGCUGGAGGCGAUUGGAGAUCUGCAAUCGGGAAUCUCGCGACCAAACACUCUCCACCUUUGAUAUGUUUGUACAACUAUUGAGUUACAUUACAUGAUAUUAUUUCCUCCGACCUUAUGAACCAUCUUUGCCGUUCUUGUUUCUCUAGCAUCUUAUCCAAGCUGCUACCAAUACGCGUUUUUGUCAUUAUUUAGCUGCUCUUUCAAUCGCUUGUUGACAGGCGUAAACUGAUAGCCUCUACACUGAGGUCAUUCUCUUCGUCCCUACACAACAACUAACGAAACAUUGAUCGGCGUAUAGCGCUUGUAGGGUUGAUCGCCCUGCUGUAGAAUAAUGCGCUUUGUAGACCCAAUUUUUAUGGGUUUUUAAACGUUCUAUGAAGUGUCCAGGCUUGGAGCACUACUUCUGGACUUACAGCAGUUACAAAAGUGGCAUAAAUGGCGAAGAAAAUCCAGAAGAUAUCGCAACAGCGCGAGCUGCAAAGUUCGAGUCCGAAAGACUCUGAGACAAGUCUGCGGAGAUUUACCAUCGUGUUUUUCGGAGCUUCGGGUGUUGGAAAAACAUCUCUUAUUCUGCGAUUUCUCGGUUAUGCAUUUAACGACAAUUAUAGUCCUACCAUCGAGGAUUUCUUCAUUAAACACGUCUUCUUCAACAACGAGACUUAUGAACUACAAAUCAUUGAUACAUCCGGGACGUAUGAGUUUCCCGCUAUGAGGAAGGUGGACAUAGCAAAAGGGGACGCCUUUGUGCUUGUAUACUCACAAGACCAUCCCGAAUCUUUUACGAAACUUAACCGCUAUCGCAGUGAGAUUCUAGAAGGCGGCAAGAACAGGCAUCCGUGUAUUGUGGUUUGCAACAAGAAUGAUCUCCCCUUAGCCACUCAUCUAGGAGUUCUGACGGAUCACCGAGGCCUUCGGAUCAGCGCGCAGCAUCUAGUCCAGACAGAAUGGCAGAGUCUGUGGAUAGACUGCUCUGCUAAAGAGAAUUCUCAAGUUGAGGACAUCUUUCUUAGAUUAAUGGACGAAAUGAAACGCGCAAAACAUAAGGUGGACACUCCUGGAAUGUCACGAAAAAUUAGCUCGCUGUUGACGAUUAAAAAGAGGCCUUCUAGCAAGGCCUCGUUUAACACGAUACAGAUUGAUUCGGCCGUCACGAAACAUUUAUGAAGGUUGCGGUCUGGCUCGCAACUCUUGUUUAGCUGACCCUUGUUAAGUUGAACAAACGAGACUCUGGCUCGCCACUCUUGUUGAGAUAACCCUGGUUAAGGUGGACAAACUAAAGCCUGGUUCGCUUAUAAUGUUUAGCUGACCCUAGUUAAAACGGACAAGCAAGACUCUGGCUCGCUAAUCCUGUUGAGCUGACCCUGGUUAAGGUGAACAAGCUAAAGCCUGGCUCGCCAUUCUUGUUUAGCUGACCCUUGUUAAGUUGAACAAACGAGACUCUGGCUCGCCAUUCUUGUUUAGCUGACCCUUGUUAAGUUGAACAAACGAUACUCUGGCUCGCCAUUCUUGUUUAGCUGACCCUUGUUAAGUUGAACAAACGAGACUCUGGCUCGCCAUUCUUGUUUAGCUGACCCUUGUUAAGUUGAACAAACGAUACUCUGGCUCGCCACUCUUGUUGAGCUGACCCUGGUUAAGGUGGACAAGCUAAAGCCUGGUUCGCUACUCUCGUUUAGCUGACCCUGGUGUAGACGGACAGACAAGACUCUGGCUCGCCAUUCGCGUUCAGUCGACCUCUGGUGAACUUAGCGCUACUGACCUUCUGGCUGUUGUUAUCAUGAUAUAGAACCUCGCUAAGGUGGACAAACAGGCUUGCAAAUAUUAUACAGUCGACCCCUUCCCAAGUGGACAAACUACCCGGCCAUAAUGUUUGCCCCGUAGAAUAUCCCCUUAUUAAGGUGUAUAAACAAGCUUGUAUGUUCUUAUUGUAAGUCGAGCCUUCCUAAAAUGGACGGUCUCAUAAAGUCCCCCCCCCCCCUCCCGCUACAAACAGAUCAAACAGACUUGCUGACAUUGCAUGUUCGAUCCAUGCUUAAUUGAACAAGCCUUUGCUAUGAAUUGCUUGAGUCUAUGGACCCUUUAUAUAUUGGACAUAUUGGACCAAAGUCAAAUAACCCUAUUCAUUUCACCCUCAAUAACUAGGGCAGUCUUCGAUAUACGCCGCACUAACCGAGAUCUUUCUUGUGAGCAGAGACCUCGACGACACAUAAACCUAUUCGCGCGUUAGAUUUUUUUCUCCAAUUUCACAUAAUAAAUUAAUAUUUAUCAGAAUACCAAAAUAAACCCCAUAUUACAAA
Nematostella vectensis (starlet sea anemone) is the source of this 3029-nucleotide messenger RNA. Its product is annotated as ras-related protein Rap-2b. Gene Ontology annotation, molecular function: GTP binding; GTPase activity. Lineage: Eukaryota; Metazoa; Cnidaria; Anthozoa; Actiniaria; Edwardsiidae. The coding region runs from base 1171 to 1899 and encodes 242 amino acids. The record is from RefSeq and is a predicted model, not a curated record. The transcript has a single exon.